AUGCAGUGUUUAUUGGCUUGUGACAUUGCCAAAGUCUCAUGUUCGAAUGUUGCAUAUCCAGAUCAAAUGGCUGCCAUGGGUAUGUUGUGUUUGUCCCCACUCUCGGAUCAGCAACACGCACUUUCUUUCCCAUCAUUACCAUCUCCAUCGCUUAAGCUUCAGAAUCGUCCUCUGUAUCUCACCAAUUUACCUCAUUCUUCUCAAAGGUUGAGACUUUCCUUCGCGGGAGGCGACGGCGGAGAUGGGGUCGGGCGGAGUGGUGGUGGUGGUGGUGGUGGAGGUGAUGACGGAAAUUCCAAAGAUUCUUCUGUCGGGAUUCUGGGUCUUUUUCUGAAUGGGUGGAGAUCAAGGGUCGCUGCCGAUCCACAAUUCCCUUUCAAGGUUUUGAUGGAGGAGUUGGUGGGUGUAAGUGCGUGUGUUUUAGGUGACAUGGCUUCGAGGCCUAAUUUUGGGUUGAAUGAACUUGACUUUGUCUUUUCAACCUUGGUUGUUGGGGCUAUUCUCAAUUUCACUCUCAUGUAUCUGUUGGCACCUACCAUGACAUCAUCAGCAUCCAACCUACCAGCCCUCUUUGCCUCAUGCCCCAAGAGUCACAUGUUUGAGCCUGGUGCUUAUUCCCUUCUGGAUAGAAUUGGAACCUUGGUGUACAAAGGGACCAUUUUUUCUGUUGUUGGUUUUGGUGCAGGACUAGUUGGAACCACACUUUCCAAUGGGUUGAUCAAGAUGAGGAAGAAGAUGGAUCCAACCUUUGAGACCCCUAACAAGCCCCCACCUACCCUUUUGAAUUCUCUCACUUGGGCAGGCCACAUGGGGAUUAGCAGCAACCUGAGGUACCAGACUCUGAAUGGUAUUGAAUUCAUGCUGGAGAGAGUUCUUAACCCCUUGGCAUUCAAGUCCUCAGUGUUGGUGCUGAGGUGUGUGAACAAUGUUCUUGGGGGCAUGUCCUUUGUGGUGUUGGCAAGGUUAACUGGAGCACAGAGUGUUGGGGAGCAGAAGGAGAAUGAGAUUGCUUUAAUUUCUGAGAAGGAGAAGGUGGAAUCAGAGAGGGAAGAGGGGCUGCAGAAUCAGUCGACAGCACCAUCAAAGUGA
Molecule: messenger RNA, 1089 nt
Organism: Sphenostylis stenocarpa
Lineage: Eukaryota; Viridiplantae; Streptophyta; Magnoliopsida; Fabales; Fabaceae
Source: the annotation of a GenBank genome assembly